This is a messenger RNA of Eptesicus fuscus (big brown bat), 6145 nucleotides long. It is a transcript of the gene RALGAPA2, whose product is annotated as Ral GTPase activating protein catalytic subunit alpha 2. Gene Ontology annotation, cellular component: cytoplasm; nucleus. The transcript is spliced from 39 exons. The record is from RefSeq and is a predicted model, not a curated record. Gene Ontology annotation, biological process: positive regulation of GTPase activity; regulation of small GTPase mediated signal transduction. NCBI's taxonomy places the organism in Eukaryota, Metazoa, Chordata, Mammalia, Chiroptera, Vespertilionidae. Gene Ontology annotation, molecular function: GTPase activator activity. The coding region runs from base 167 to 5800 and encodes 1877 amino acids.
GCCCGCCCCUCCUUCCUGGAGUCACAGCUGAAGCGGCAACGGCGGCGGCACGGAGAGGGGCGGCCAAGUGGCCCACGCGACACGCGCCGGGCCGGACCCUGUGCUGUGACUCGCGCGGCUCCGGCGCCUCCUGCCCCAGCGGCGGGACCGGGCUUCCCGCGGCGGGAUGUUCUCCCGGAGGAGCCAUGGGGAUGUGAAGAAGUCCACCCAGAAGGUGCUGGACCCCAAGAAGGACGUGCUGACCCGCCUGAAGCACCUGCGGGCGCUGCUGGAUAAUAUGGAUGCAAGUGAACUUAAGCAGUUUUUUGAGACCAACUAUUCUCAGAUAUAUUUCAUCUUCUAUGAAAAUUUUAUAACACUGGAAAAUAGUUUGAAAUUAAAAGGGAAUAAUAAGUCACAAAGGGAGGAGCUGGACUCUAUUCUCUUUCUUUUUGAAAAAAUACUACAGUUUCUACCUGAACGCAUUUUCUUUCGGUGGCAUUACCAGAGUAUAGGCUCAACUUUAAAGAAGCUUCUACACACUGGAAAUUCUGUUAAGAUAAGAUGUGAAGGAAUCAGGCUGUUUCUUCUGUGGCUUCAAGCACUUCAGACAAACUGUGCAGAAGAGCAGGUGCUGAUUUUUGCUUGCCUCGUGCCUGGUUUCCCAGCAAUCAUGUCCUCCAGAGGACCCUGUACUCUGGAGACACUCAUCAAUCCGAGCCCUAGUGUAGCUGAUGCAAAGAUAUAUCCAGAGGAAAUCACUCCACUCCUGCCAGCCAUAUCAGGGGAAAAGAUUGCUGAGGACCAAACAUGCUUUUUUCUUCAAAUACUGUUGAAAUAUAUGGUUAUUCAGGCUGCAAGCUUGGAGUGGAAAAAUAAGGAGAAUCAAGAUACCGGUUUUAAAUUUCUUUUUACAUUGUUUCGAAAGUAUUAUCUUCCUCAUUUAUUUCCAUCAUUUACUAAGUUAACAAACAUCUACAAACCUGUACUUGAUAUUCCCCAUUUAAGACCAAAGCCAGUGUACAUUAACACGACUCGAGACACUGAAAACAUUUAUAGUACAAAAAUUCCAUACAUGGCAGCUCGUGUUGUUUUUAUUAAGUGGAUUGUAACUUUCUUUUUGGAAAAAAAGUAUCUAACUACAAUACAAAACACUAAAAAUGGAGUUGAUGUAUUGCCUAAAAUCAUGCAGACUGUUGGUGGUGGUGCAGUGCAAGAGAGGGCACCGGAGCUGGAGGGUGGCGGGCCUGCAGAGCCAGACAAGAACCAUUCUAACAGCAGCACCUUGUCGGACCGGAGGCUCAGCAACUCUAGCCUCUGCAGCAUUGAAGAGGAGCACCGGAACGUGUAUGAAAUGGUGCAGCGCAUCCUCCUGUCAACGCGAGGUUAUGUCAAUUUUGUGAAUGAAGUAUUUCGCCAGGCAUUUUUGUUGCCUUCCUGUGACAUAGCUGUAACAAGGAAAGUAGUCCAAGUGUACAGAAAGUGGAUCCUCCAGGACAAACCUCUGUUCAUGGAAGAACCAGAUCAAAAGGAAGUUACCCAAGAAGAUGCUGAAAAAUUAGGAUUUUCUGAGACUGACAGCAAAGAGACUGCGCCUGAAAGUUCCCGUCAUAAGCGAUCUUCCAGUUGGGGCCGAACAUACUCCUUCACGAGUGCGGUGAGCAGAGGGUGUGUGGCAGAAGAGGAGAACAAGAGCGUGAAAGCCGGGGCCCAGGCUGUGUUGCAGGUGUUUUUGACAAAUGCUGCGAAUGUCUUUUUGCUGGAACCAUGUGCUGAAGUCCCCAUACUCUUGAAAGAACAAGUUGAUGCUUGUAAAGCUGUUUUGAUUAUUUUUAGGCGCAUGAUAAUGGAGCUUACAAUGAAUAAAAAGACAUGGGAACAGAUGUUGCAAAUACUGCUCAGGAUAACAGAAGCUGUCAUGCAGAAGCCAAAGGAAAAACAAAUAAAGGACUUGUUUGCCCAGAGCUUGGCAGGGUUACUCUUUAGGACACUCAUUGUGGCCUGGAUCCGAGCAAACCUCUGUGUGUACAUUUCUCGAGAGCUCUGGGACGACUUUCUUGGUGUGCUGUCCUCCCUCACACAGUGGGAGGAGCUCAUAAAUGAGUGGGCCAACAUCAUGGACUCCUUGACAGCAGUGCUUGCAAGAACUGUUUAUGGCGUGGAGAUGACAAACCUACCUCUGGACAAAUUAAGUGAACAAAAGGAAAAGAAACAACGAGGCAAAGGCUGCGUUCUAGAUUCUCAGAAAGGAACCACUGUGGGGAGAUCCUUUUCUCUCAGCUGGCGGAGCCACCCAGAUGUGACCGAGCCAAUGAGAUUUAGGAGUGCCACCACAUCUGGGGCACCAGGAGUUGAGAAAGCAAGAAAUAUCGUUCGCCAAAAAGCAACUGAAAUGGAAGAAAGUCAGCAGUCAGAAAAUGCACCUGCCGUCGAGUCUGGCCACCUGGUGGCAGAGCAGCAGCCGCGGUUCCUGCGGAGCAGCAGCACACCUGAUGUCACCGAGCCGCUGUGCUCGGAGUCCGCUCAGGGUCAAAAGGUAGAAAAUGUACAGAAUUUGAGUUCUUCUGAGCUGAAGCCUAUUCAAGAGAACAAAGGACAUGUGAAGAAAGAAUAUGAAGGAAUAACAAUCUUAGUUCGAAGAAGCAGCAGCUCCGCUGAAUUGGAUUUAAAAGAUGAUUUGCAGCAGAUGCAAGGAAAAUGUAGGGAAAGACAGAAGAGUGAAAGUGUCAGCAGUGACACGGCUCUGGGCUAUAACAAUGAGGCCGAGUUGUCCAUGAGCUCAUGGCAGACCUGUGAGGAAGAUGCAGACCUGAACACUCCCGCAGAUGUGGCUGACUCCGAUGCCCGCCAUUGGUUACAACUGAGUCCCGCCGAUGCUUCAAACUUAACAGAUAGCAGUGAAUGCCUUGCAGAUGACUGUAGCAUAAUCGCUGGAGGGAACCUCACUGGUUGGCACCCAGACUCUGCUGCUGUGUUAUGGCGAAGAGUCUUGGGAAUCCUCGGAGAUGUGAAUAAUAUCCAGUCACCCAAGAUCCAUGCCAAAGUUUUUGGCUAUCUCUAUGAACUGUGGUACAAACUAGCAAAGAUACGGGAUAAUCUGGCCAUAAGCCUGGAUAACCAAACUUCUCCAUCUCCUCCGGUCUUGAUCCCACCACUCAGAAUGUUUGCAUCAUGGCUAUUUAAGGCGACGACAUUGCCAAAUGAAUAUAAGGAAGGCAAACUGCAAGCCUACAAACUGAUCUGUGCCAUGAUGACCAGACGCCAGGACGUUCUGCCAAACUCAGACUUCCUGGUGCACUUUUACCUUGUGAUGCACCUGGGAUUAACCAGCGAGGAUCAGGAUAUCUUAAAUACCAUUAUAAAGCACUGUCCACCCCGCUUUUUCUCCCUGGGUUUGCCUGGCUUCUCAAUGCUGGUGGGGGACUUCAUCACGGCUGCUGCCAGGGUCCUCGGGACAGACAUGCUGGCGGCCCCUCGUUCAGAAGCUCUCACCAUUCUCGGUUCUCUCGUCUGCUUUCCCAACGUCUACCAGAAGAUCCCUCUGCUGCAGUCCGUGCCGGAAGUUGGUGAAGUCAUCACAGGAACCGAAGAUGUCAAGCAUUACCUCAUAAAUAUUUUACUGAAGAAUGCCACAGAGGAACCAAGUGAAUGUGCAAGAUGCAUUGCCAUUUGCUCCCUCGGGGUCUGGAUAUGUGAAGAACUUGCACAGUGUACGAGCCAUCCUCAGCUGAAAGAGGCCAUCAAUGUGAUAGGUGUCACUUUGAAGUUUCCUAACAAAAUCGUGGCUCAGGCAGCUUGUGAUGUUCUUCAGUUGCUGGUUUCCUACUGGGAAAAGCUUCAGACGUUUGAAACCUCUCUGCCUCUGAAAAUUGCAGAAAUCCUUGUGGCCACAAUUGCUUUUCUUUUACCAAGUGCAGAGUACUCCUCAGUGGAAACAGAUAAGAAGUUCAUUGUGUCCUUGCUCCUCUGCCUCUUGGACUGGUGCAUGGCAUUGCCGGUGAGCGCCCUGCUCCGCCCGGUGUCCACGGCGGCCCUGGAGGAGCAGCACUCACGCAGAGCCCCUUUGCUGGAUUACAUCUACAGGGUUCUGCACUGCUGUGUUUGUGGCUCAAGCACAUACACCCAACAGAGUCACUACACACUGACCCUGGCUGACCUGUCAUCCUCAGAUUAUGACCCCUUCCUGCCACUGGCAAACGUGAUGAAUUCUGAGCCAGUCCAAUAUCACUCAUCAGCAGACCUGGGCAACCUGCUUACUGUUGAAGAGGAGAGGAAGAGACGAAGUUUGGAGCUGAUCCCUCUUACUGCCCGUAGGGUGAUGGCCCACCUGGUGAACCACCUGGGACACUUCCCUCUCCGUGGGGGCCCGGCCGUGCUGCACAGCCUGGUCAGUGAGAACCACGACAACACACACGCGGAAGCCUCUGAGCUCUCCUCCGAGGUGUUCAGGAGCCCGAACUUGCAGCUGUUUGUAUUUAAUGACAGCACCCUCAUCUCCUACCUCCAGACUCCCACAGAAGGCCUGGCAGGCGGCUCAGCAGUGGGCGCUCUCUCGGAUGUGAGAGUCAUUGUAAGGGACAUCUCAGGGAAGUACUCUUGGGAUGGGAAGGUGUUGUAUGGACCUUUGGAAGGCUGCUUAGCACUCAACACCAGGAAUCCUUCAUUUCUGAUUUCGGGCUGGCAUCAUCAAACAUUUGGACCUCCGAGAGAGAGUUCUCAAACUGAGGAGGGAGAUGAUGCCCUCGACAAAUUACUUGAAAACAUUGGCCACACAAGUCCUGAAUGCCUUUUACCGUCGCAAUUAAAUCUAAAUGAGCCUUCCCUACCCCCAUGUGGAAUGAAUCGCGACCAAGAGAAGGAAAUCAUCGAGGUCAUUUUGCGCCAGAACGCACAAGAAGAUGAGCAUGUUCGGAGGAUUAACUCCGAUUCGGCCAUGAGAGUCACCAGCCAGGAACAGCCCUCGCCCGUGGAGCCCCGAGGACCCUUUUAUUUCUGCAGGUUGCUGCUUGAUGACUUGGGAAUGAAUUCUUGGGACAGAAGGAAGAAUUUUCAUCUAUUGAAGAAAAAUUCAAAAUUAUUGAGAGAGCUAAAAAAUCUGGACUCCCGUCAGUGCCGUGAAACGCAUAAAAUUGCAGUGUUUUACAUUGCUGAAGGUCAAGAAGACAAGUGUUCAAUCCUCUCCAAUGAAAAAGGAAGCCAAGCAUAUGAAGACUUUGUUGCUGGACUUGGAUGGGAGGUGGAUCUCUCAACCCACUGUGGGUUCAUGGGUGGACUUCAGCGCAACGGCAGCACAGGACAGACCGCCCCUUACUAUGCUACCUCGACUGUGGAAGUGAUUUUCCACGUUUCCACUCGGAUGCCAUCAGACUCCGAUGAUUCACUCACCAAAAAGCUUCGUCACUUGGGGAAUGACGAGGUGCACAUCGUCUGGUCUGAACACUCCAGGGACUACCGCAGGGGUAUUAUCCCAACUGCCUUUGGAGACGUUUCAAUCAUUAUUUACCCAAUAAAGAAUCACAUGUUCUUUAUCGCGAUAACGAAGAAACCAGAGGUUCCAUUUUUUGGGCCUCUGUUUGAUGGAGCCAUAGUGAGUGGGAAGCUACUGCCAAGCCUCAUAUGUGCCACGUGCAUCAACGCCAGCAGGGCCGUGAAGUGCCUCAUCCCGCUCUACCAGAGCUUCUACGAGGAGCGAGCUCUCUAUCUCGAAGCCAUAAUUCAGAACCACCGCGAAGUAAUGACAUUUGAGGAUUUCGCAGCCCAAGUCUUUUCUCCGUCUCCCAGCUACUCCCUCGGCGGAACGGGGCCCUGGCCGCCAGCCUGAGUGCCUACCUCACGCCUCUCGGCCGGGAGAUGGCCGGGACCCCAGCCCCACCAGAACCUCCAGACCCAGAGCCUCCGGACACUGCUUUGCUGGUGCCCUCAGCAGGCCUUCCCGCCAGCCGGCUCCUGGAGGAAAGACAGACCCCGCGGGAACGUUGCCAAUUGGACUUUCAGACCGGGUGGCGUGGUCCUGCCCCACAACCUCACGAACCUGGGGCUUCAAAAGGAGAAAAGAAAACGUCAGCAACAAACAGAUCCAGCCGCCCUGGCGUGGGCGUGGGUGAGGCUGCUCGGAACAGGCUCCGCGGAGAAGAGCCAGGCUUUGGGGGAGGGCGCAGGCCGCCGG